Messenger RNA from Nicotiana tabacum (common tobacco), 774 nucleotides. RefSeq lists its product as uncharacterized. Lineage: Eukaryota; Viridiplantae; Streptophyta; Magnoliopsida; Solanales; Solanaceae. The record is from RefSeq and is a predicted model, not a curated record.
AUGUCUGAAACAACCAUCAUUGGUGAUACCAGUAAUGUUGCAAAGGCAGUCAGCUAUGAUGUCAAUCAUCUUAACAAUUUUGAUUCUUCUGGGAUGACUCUAGUCAACACUGUGUUUGAUAGAAUAGGAUAUCCAGGAUGGAGGAGAUCUAUUCUGUUGUCUUUGUCAGCCAAGAAGAAACUUGGUUUCAUCAAUGGAGCUUGUCAAUCUACAGAUCUGAAGUCUCCAGAUCAUGAGCAAUGGAGCCGUGUCAAUGAUAUGGUGAUAUCUUGGAUUCUAAAUGCUCUCUCUAAGGACAUUGUAGACAGUGUAAUGUACUCCAAAAUUGCGAAAGAGCUUUGGGACAGUCUGGAGCAGAGAUUUGGAAGAUCAAAUGGAGCCAAGCUGUAUCAUAUGCAAAAGGAGCUAUCAGAAUUAGUACAGGGUAAUAGUGACAUUGCAAGAUACUUCACUAAACUCAAACGAUUGUGGGAUGAAUUGGAUGCUUUAAAUGUUAUCAUAUGUUAUUCAUGUGUUUGUGUUUGUGAAAGAAAAUCAAAGUUAACUAAGUCACUUGAAGACCAGAGGUUGAUUCAAUUCCUAAUGGAUUUGAAUGACAUUUAUGCACAAGCAAUAGGAAAUAUACUCAUGAUGAAUCCUUUGCCUACCAUGAAUGUUGCCUAUUCACUACUUUUGCAAGAUGAAAAUCAAAUAGAAGUUUAUACAAAUGCACACAUCAACUCUGAUUCACUUUCAUUUAUGGUAGUUGGAGAGGCAAAGCAGCCUAAUGCCUAG